Daldinia loculata is the source of this 609-nucleotide messenger RNA. Its product is annotated as catalase-like domain-containing protein. The transcript has 6 exons. The record is from RefSeq and is a predicted model, not a curated record. Bases 1 to 609 code for a protein of 202 amino acids. Gene Ontology annotation, molecular function: heme binding. NCBI's taxonomy places the organism in Eukaryota, Fungi, Ascomycota, Sordariomycetes, Xylariales, Hypoxylaceae.
AUGAAGAUCUUCAAUGUGAAAGGAGAGAUGUUUGACGCCGGUCGAGACUAUUCGACUCAAGGUAUCGAGUUUAACAGCACGCCAGCUUUCGAGCUUGCCGACGCCAAACCGACUAGAGAGGUUUUAGAGCGGCCCGACUAUGAGCUUCAGGCCUCGCGGGACAAGGCUCCAAACAGGCAUCUCGAGUCGAUGAGAUGGUAUUCGCAAACCGCCUAUCGCUUUGGAGACUACAUUAUGAAAUAUCGGCUCCCAGGAGACGCCGACGAUAUCUUACACCGAUGGUUGCAAUACUUCCAUUAUAAUUACGAUGCCGAGUUCUUGUUCCAAGCGCAGCUCGUUGAAAACUUGGGUGAACAGCCUGUCGAGUAUGCCGGCCUCGCAUGGGAUGAGAAGAAAUACCCCUGGCAACCAGUUGCUGAACUCAUCAUUCCUAAACAGGAAAAGGAUCACACGAGGCUUGAUCCGCGGCAUGGCCUCCUAACACUUCAGCCCUUGGGUAGCUCAAAUCGCUUAAGAAGAGUUUUAUAUCCAGCUAGCAGCGCCUUGAGACGAAAAAUGAAUGCAAGGCAGGAGAUCAGCGUUAGAAGUAUCGACGAGAUUCCAGGUUGA